This is a messenger RNA of Mesocricetus auratus (golden hamster), 495 nucleotides long. It is a transcript of the gene Krtdap, whose product is annotated as keratinocyte differentiation associated protein. Bases 71 to 370 code for a protein of 99 amino acids. The record is from RefSeq and is a predicted model, not a curated record. The transcript has 6 exons. Lineage: Eukaryota; Metazoa; Chordata; Mammalia; Rodentia; Cricetidae. Gene Ontology annotation, cellular component: extracellular region.
UAACUACCUCCUCGCUAAUAUAAAGGGCUGCCAGGGAGGCCCCGCCUCAGAGUGCCCCAAACCCGACACCAUGAAGAUCCCCAUUCUUCCCGCGGUGGCUCUCCUCUCUCUUCUGGCAUUGCAUGCGGUCCACGGAGCUGCCCUGGGGGGCUCCGAGGAGGAGUCGAACAUCAGUAAUUAUGCUGUGGGAUCCGAGGGCUUUAACAGUCAGUUCCUGAACCUUGACAAGUUGCAGUCUGCCUUCAAGUCUGAGGACUUCCUGAACUGGCAUGCCAUCACUGAUGCAUUCAAAAAGGCAUUCCCUUUCAUUAACUGGGACUUCUUCCCUAAGGUAAAAGGACUGAGAAGUGCAGUUCCCGAUUCCCAGUGAUCAUUCUCUUUAAGACCUAGGACCUAGGCUAACCCCACGAAGAGGAGGCUAGCAUGGAAUCCGACAUCCAUUCUACGGCAAAUCUCCCCCAGGCUCAGUACCGCCAAUAAAGCGUUUUCCACCAA